AUGGAUCGAAUAAUAAAAAGUGUUGCAGCCAAUCCAAAUGUAAUAAAAGGCGUGAAAUGUGGUAGAACAAAUACAAAAGAAACCGUAACAAAUGUACUACAUAAAAAUUUUGUUGAAAAGAUAAGCGAUUGUUUGAGAAAUAACAAAUUCUCUCUUAUAAUAGACGAAGCAACAGAUGUAAGUUCAGCAAAGUGUUUGGCUUUAGUGGUUCGCUAUUUUGAUAAAGAAAACGGGAAAAUUCGAGAUCAUUUUUUAAGUUUAAUCGAACUUGAUAAGAGUGAUUCCAAAACAAUUUUUGAAUCAAUUAAAGCUUUUUUUGAACGAUUUAAAAUUCCCUUAACAAACUUAAUUGGCUUUGCAGCUGACAAUGCCUCAGUGAUGAUGGGUCAAAUAAAUGGAGUGCAGAGGCUCCUUAAAGAUAUAAAUCCUCACUUGUAUGUUAUUGGAUGUAUCUGCCACUCUAUGCAUUUGUGUUCAUCGAAAGCUGCUAAGGCCAUUCCAAGUAAAAUCGAGAAUCUUGUGAGGGAUAUAUACCUAUUUUUUAAUUAUAGCAGUAAAAGGCAAAAAGAGUUCGUUGAAUUUCAAAAUUAUUUCAAUUUAGAAAACCAUAAAAUUUUGAAAGUAUCUAAUACCCGUUGGUUGUCUAUGGAAAAUGCCGUGUACAGAGUAUUGGAACAAUGGAAAGCCUUAGUUCAUUAUUUUCACUUAACAAAUUUUGAAAAAAACCAUGAUAUGACAAAUGACAUACUGACAAAUAUGAAUGAUAAAAUGAUGAACAUCUAG
Messenger RNA from Anastrepha ludens (Mexican fruit fly), 783 nucleotides. RefSeq lists its product as uncharacterized. The record is from RefSeq and is a predicted model, not a curated record. NCBI's taxonomy places the organism in Eukaryota, Metazoa, Arthropoda, Insecta, Diptera, Tephritidae. Bases 1 to 783 code for a protein of 260 amino acids. The transcript has 3 exons.